Messenger RNA from Lepus europaeus (European hare), 1564 nucleotides. It is a transcript of the gene SERPINC1, whose product is annotated as serpin family C member 1. Gene Ontology annotation, biological process: regulation of blood coagulation. Gene Ontology annotation, molecular function: serine-type endopeptidase inhibitor activity. The record is from RefSeq and is a predicted model, not a curated record. Lineage: Eukaryota; Metazoa; Chordata; Mammalia; Lagomorpha; Leporidae. The transcript has 7 exons. Bases 87 to 1484 code for a protein of 465 amino acids.
GGGAGAUUUAGAGCCAAGAACCAGUUCUCAGAGAUAGCCUCAGACGACACUGUGUCCACCUGCGCACCCCGGGACGCUCAGCGACCAUGUAUCCCAGCGGGCUAGGAGCCCGAGCGGCGGCGGUGCGGAAGGUAUGUCUUCUCUCCUUGCUGCUCGUUGGCCUCUGGGGCCGUGCGGCUUGUCACGAGAGCCCCGUGGAGGACAUCUGCACGGCCAAGCCCCGGGACUUCCCUCUGAACCCCAUGUGCAUUUACCGUUCCCCAGAGAAGAAGGCAAUGGAGGAUGAGGGGUCAGAACCGAAGAUCCCCGAGGCCACCAAUCGUCGGGUCUGGGAACUGUCCAAGGCCAAUUCCCGCUUCGCCACCAUCUUCUAUAAGCACCUGGCAGCCGCCAAGAAGGACACUGACAACAUUUUCCUGUCACCCCUGAGCAUCUCCACGGCUUUUGCGAUGACCAAGCUAGGUGCCUGUAACGAUACCCUCAAGCAGCUGAUGGAGGUUUUUAAGUUUGAUACCAUCUCCGAGAAAACAUCUGAUCAGGUUCACUUUUUCUUUGCCAAACUGAACUGCCGACUCUAUCGAAAAGCCAACAAAUCCUCCAAGUUGGUAUCAGCCAAUCGCCUUUUUGGAGACAAAUCCCUUACCUUCAAUGAGACCUAUCAGGACAUCAGUGAGGUGGUCUAUGGAGCCAGGCUGCAGCCCCUGGACUUCAAGGGAAACGCAAAGCUGUCCAGAGCAAUCAUCAACGACUGGAUCUCCAACAAGACCGAGGGCCACAUCACGGACGUUCUUCCUGAAGACGCCAUUGAUGAGCUCACUGUCCUGGUGCUGGUUAACACCAUUUACUUCAAGGGCCUGUGGAAGUCCAAGUUCAGCCCUGAGAACACAAGGGACGACGUAUUCAACAAGGCCAACAAGGAGUCCUGUUUGGUGCCUAUGAUGUACCAGGAAAGCAAGUUCCGCUAUCGGCAGGUGGAAGAAGGCACCCAGGUGCUGGAGCUGCCCUUCAAGGGUGACGACAUCACCAUGGUGCUCAUCCUACCCAAGCCUGAGAAGAGCUUGGCCAAGGUGGAGCAGGAGCUCACGCCGGAGGUGCUGCAGGAGUGGCUGGAUAAGCUGGAGGAAACCAUGCUGGUGGUCUACUUGCCCCACUUCCGCAUCGAGGACAGUUUCAGCCUGAAGGAGAAGCUGCAAGACAUGGGCCUUGUUGAUCUGUUCAGCCCUGGCAAGUCCAAACUCCCAGGCAUUGUUGCAGACAGCAGGGAUGACCUCUAUGUGUCUGAUGCGUUCCAUAAGGCGUUUCUUGAGGUCAACGAGGAAGGCAGUGAAGCAGCAGCAAGCACUGUCAUCGGGAUUGCUGGCCGUUCGCUGAACCUUAACAGGGUGACCUUCCGGGCCAACAGGCCCUUCCUCGUUCUCAUAAGGGAAGUGGCUCUGAACACUAUUAUCUUCAUGGGCAGAGUAGCCAACCCGUGUACUACCUGAAGCAUUCUUAUUCUUUGCACCUCUUCUAUUUUGGUUUGUGAGUAGAACUAAAAAUAAACACGACUGCUCCCAUCUCACAA